Messenger RNA from Haplochromis burtoni (Burton's mouthbrooder), 3117 nucleotides. RefSeq lists its product as uncharacterized. Lineage: Eukaryota; Metazoa; Chordata; Actinopteri; Cichliformes; Cichlidae. The record is from RefSeq and is a predicted model, not a curated record.
GCUGCAGGUAUGAUUGAAAGUUUGACAACACCGACGUUGAUGCGUCUGUGAUUUAUUAGUGAUCGCUCAGGUGUGCACGUGCAUGUAGGUGAACGCUCGCGGCAUGACGUCACACAGCUCAGUUCCUUUCUGCUUUGAUGUCACAGUACGUGCCUUUGAUCUUGCAGCACGUGACCUCCACUCGAGUCUAUAAAUAGGGGUGAAACAGCGGGACCUAAGAAAUAAGUAUGGCUCUCAUGAGGUGGAGUACAGACAGAGAGAUAAGUAAAGAUGACCAGGACUGUCACAUAGAACUGCAACCCGUGGAGGAAAAAGAAAGCGAUGAAUUUGCAGAAGCUGAGGAGAAAGCUCAAAGUGAUGUUGAAACAAUCCUCAACAAUCUGAAUUAUUUACAUGAUGAAGAUGAUGCAGAUAAAGCUGCAGUUGACAUUGUAAAUGUGUUAAUUGCAAACAUUCAGUAUCCUGAUGCAGAAGAUAUCACAUUAAGUGAGAAGUGUAGCUCACCCAAGCCUGCUUUUGACGUGGACCUGGUGAUCAAAAAGGUGAAAGACUUUUUUGCAUCAUGCGCCCUAAUUAUAAAACCAGAUGAAGUAAAACAACACUUCUUCAGGUUUGCUAAAAAGGAAUUUGAAAAAAUGAACAGUGAGCUGAAAGAUCAGGUGAAGAAAAGCAAAGGAUUUUUGACCUUUCAGAGACAACAGGCAAACUCCCCUGAGAGUGAGAGAGCUGACUCCAGGAAAAGCGAACACAUGAAUCCCUCAGAAGUUCCCAGAAAAUCACCAACCUUAGAAACCACAGUUAAAAGUUCUUCCGCGCUCAAAUUUACAACAGUCGUGCCGGUUCUGAAUAAACUGUUUAGUAAAUUAACCCAGGCAGGACACCUUGACCUGACAAGUAAGGAAAUCAAGAUGUUUUCAAGGGAGUUGACAGAAAAUGUGUACGACCAUGUCCAGUCAACAUAUCCAGCCCCCACGAUGCAAAUGGGUAAAAGUCUCUCAGAGUCUGACUUCUCUAAGACUUCACAGGGUAACUGUAACGUACCCUCUGCUCCUGAGGUGCCAUAUGUGCUCGUAGAAGAUUCAGUGGAAAGGUUCUUACAAAACCUUCUUUUCUGGUUGGAGAAUGAAACUUUAACCCAAACUAUUAUAAAUGACAAAAUUUCUGGUGCCGUGGAAGAUAUAGUAAGAGUGCUGACCCCAUCAAAGGAAGAAAUUAUGAUUGGACCAGAUGCUGGUGAAACAAGCGACAGACUGUUUAUAUCACACUCAAGUCCAGUUACUGAUCUCACCAAUCAACCAGUCUGUGUGAGUGCAGAAGACCCGGACCUGGAUUCAAAUACAAGCAGUGAUCAGGCAUCAAUCUCUGACACUGACCCCACAGAGGGUCAAAGUCAGCCAGCAACCCCUGAAAACCCAGAGGAAGAGCUGUCAGAAACAUCAGUGUCAAGUCAGGCUAAGCCCAUUGCCGGUCGAUUUGGUCUUUUUCUAGCCGUAGAAAUCGCAUAUAAUUUGCACAGAAAUGCCAGAAAUCUUCUGAAUACAGAACAAUUAGAGUUAGUUAUCAACCAUCUGACAGAUUUGGUACUUUCUGAAAUGAGAUACACCGAAUCCCUGGAAACUGUUAAUAAUAACAUGAAAAAAUUAGUCAAGCCCACAGCUAAAGGCCUUAUCGAGGAGUUUGGAUCUGCAGAGAAGUUCUUCAAUAUAAUGAUGUCAGAAGAUUCAUCUUUUGACGACACUAUUCUGAUGCACAUAGCAAUGAAUCUCGGUGUCUUCAUGAAUACUCCAAAGAAAUCCAAACUUGCCAGGUUUUUUUCAGCAGUGUUAAAAGCUUUGAAGAAGCCGUUCAGCUGCUGCUUUAAAGGCAGUACUGAUGACUAAAUUGUCACCUUGAUUUUUUUUCAAAUACCUUUUUUCAAAUCUUAAAGCAGUCUGGCCUCAGAGUUAACAUCUGAGGUAUAUUUUAUUUUAAAACUAUUUCAUUCGACUUUAAUUAGACUGAGAAAUAUUCUUCAUCGUGUCUCCUCGUAUUAUCGUUACCAUCACCCCCCACCGGCCGAGGCAGAUGGCCGUCCCUUCUGAGCCUGGUUCUGCCGGAGGUUUCUGCCUGUUACAGGUAGUUUUUCCUCCCCACUGUCGCCAAGUGCUUGCUCAUAAGGGAUUAUUAAUUAAUUGGGGUUUUCUUGCUGCUACUGUAGGGUCUCUAUCUUACAGUAUAAAGCAACUUGAGGAGACGGUUGUGAUUCGAUGCUAUAUUACAAAUAUUAAAUUCAGCUGAAUCUUAAAAACAUGUAAUAUAGCAUCACAUCACCAUCAAAUCAAGAACUGAAAAAUAAAACAAAAUAAAAAUAAAAACCUACAUUGAAAACUGUUUGUGAUUUGUCUUGUGCUUUCAAAAUAUAUUGUCAAAUAUGAAAAGCUGCAUUUAUAUGCUCUGGUCAUUAGUGCUGGUAUUUUAAUGUAAGCAAACACAAGGAACAUACACCGAUGUGUAAGUACUACAGAUGAAGAUGCAAAGAAACCAUGAAAUAAUUAAUGAAAUAGUGAAGUUUAUGAAUAAAAUAAACAACUGUAGCACCGUCUCAGUCUCGUCGAAUCGCCCCUCUGCCUCUUCCAUUCUAGCAUCAACUCUUCUUAACCCUCGUCUAAUAUGUGCAUAUUGUUUGUUGUUGUGUUUCCUAAAGUCACGAAGCUCUUUCGGGAUGUUCAGGAGGCUGGGCUCAUCUGCAUCCAUGCCCUCUGUGGCUAACCUUAGCUCGGGAGAGUAGCUCCUAUCCACGUGGCUUUUCUCUGUCUGCUCUUCUGUCUGAGUUGUGCCUCUCAAACUUCUUGUGACUACCCCCGUUUCCAUAUUUAAAAGCAAUCUCACCUAUUGUCAGAAAGAUUACCGUAUCUUAUUAUAAGAGAAAUUUCUCCCACUUCCUGGUGUCUGGAGUCUCUAAAGUAAGCAAAUGUGGUAAAGGGUGUGGGUGAUUCUGGGAUUGAUGCAGGAGGGCGACAGAAAUAAAAAGUAAAAUAUUAAAUUUUUGCUGUUAUUGACUUUGCUUUACAAUAUCAAACACUGAGCCAGAUGCACAAUAGUCAUGUACAUCACACGUAAACACAUUAAUGUAAAAAA